CCUACACUCAGUGUUUAUUAAACACUCAAAUAGUUUCCAAGUAACAACAUAGAGGAGCUGUUUCUCCUGCUAUUGUACCGUCUGUCACUGGCUGAGAGUAUAAGAAAGGCAAACCCAAAACAUUCAACAUGAGUGUCCGUGACGUUCUCAUGGCCAACAAACUGAAAGAAGGCGUCCAAGAUGCCUUGGUCUACCUCCGUAUGUUGGAAGGAGCAAAACUGGCUCCAGUUUACGAGAGGAAAAGAGUGCAGCUCAUGUCGAGGCUCCUCGACCUACAGGGUGACACCAGAAAAGAGGCCCCUCCGAAAUUCGAGGAUGACAGCGAUGACGAUGACGAUGAAGAAAUAGAAGCUCCAGAAUCACCCGAAAAGAAAGCCAGCCAGGGCUCCACGACUGAAGCAGAGAAGAAAGAGAGGAGAAACAGCAAGUUAAGUGAUAUUAAGAGUCGUUUUGAUCAGCCCUCGAGAGCCGGGAACUAUAAAUACAAAACACUGGAAGAGCUAAAGAAAGAGAGAGAGAUGAAGAAACUAGGAAUAAAAACUGACUCACAAGACGAAACCAACGAACCUGCUCCAGCUUCGCCUAGUACCGAAGAAGUCCCGGACUCUACCACUGCUGCAUCAGCUAAUGGCGACACGUCCAACACUGUUGCCGAAGAAAUUGAAGAAAUUGAAGAACUCAAGGAGGAAGACGAAGUGGACAGACCAUCUAAUGAUAUAGACGCCCAAGAGCAAAAAGUACCAGAAGAAUUGGUCGUAGAUAAAAAGGCACGUAGUCACACUGUUGCAUCUAAAUUUGGAAAAUUUUUUAAAGGAAAGAGCAAAGAUAAAGACCGAUCACUCUCGAUUCCAGAGAAUACAGGAUCCACUGAUAACAUUAGUCAAAUAUCAGCAGAAAAUACUUCAAUUGCUCCUGAAGAAGAGACAACGCCAAGUAUAGGAGGAGCAGAAGAAGAGAAGGAAGAUCAGAAACCUUUCUCCUCUAAGCUAGAAAGAGUCACCCGUAGACUAGGCAAGUAUAGUUACCAGAAAGUGAUGGCAACCCUUAACGGUGACACCUUUCACUUUGCAAAACCCAACAAAGACAAAGAUGGUACUACCCUCUCACUCGUCGGUGCAGCGACUGCUGUCCGAGACUCGUACCAAUUCGAGUUACAUACGGUCGACAAGUCGUACACAUUCCGUACCGACUCUGAAGAGCUCUGCAUUAAGUGGGUCGAGUCUCUUAAGGGAGCAAUAGAUGGAUGCACACCAGUGGAGGAGUUGCCAGAAGAAAAUGAAGAAGACUCAUCGGGAGGUGUAGCAGUUCCUCAGAUCACUGUCUCAGUGGAUGAAGAAGGAGGAACAGGAGGAGGAGGAGGAGGGGAGGGAACUCCUAACAUCAAAGAAAGUCUGAGCUACGAGAACUUCUCUUUUGGCGGUAAAAAGAAGAAGCAAGAGAUGCCUGAUCCCAGCACUGCCCAGAUGAAAGGUUAUCUUUACAAGAAGGGAAAGUUUGGUUGGGAUAAGGUGUGGGUUGUACUCACGUACGACAAUAGUCUCUUUAUGUCCACAAACGAGACCUCAAAGAAAGUCUCUGGUGUCAUUCCACUGGGGCCAGAGAGCAAAGUUGAAGAAAAGAAAAUUAAUGACAAGAAGUACCCCCACGCUCUCUGGCUUGCUUCUGGAAAGAGCAAGGAAACAUUUGCUACUGAUUCUGCGAGCGACUUCAAUUUAUGGUUGACCUUCUUGAAGCAAGCCUCUGGGAAUGCAGACAUACAAGAGCUGUUGUCGGAAGAUGAAGACGCAGGAGGAGAAUUAUACGAAGAGCUAGAGUUGCAAGACGAACCAGCUCCGGUUAUCCCAGUCUCCCCUCGCCCGGAACACCACUCCUUCCCAGCAGCGACUGCCCAGCCUCAAGACGAAGAGAUAUAUGAUGACUUUGAUCAGGAUAUUUACGAAGGUCUCGACGAUUUGGACGUUCCAGAUAUACCCUCUCCGGUGAAAGCCCCAACCAUCCCGUCCCUUCCUCCUCGGAAUGAAGUCAAAGCAGCUGCCCCUAGUUUACCGCCACGGAAUCAGCCACAGCAACAGGAAUCGCCGGCUCUACCUCCCCGCCCAUCAAAAGGAGGCGGAGCCCCCGUCAGCAAGCCACCACUCGAUUAUGAAGCACCUUCUCCUUCUCCUAUCAGUAAAAAGGGUGUGGUCAUACCCAACCCACAGCCUGUCGAAGAGGAACUGUACGAUGAUGUCGUUGGACUCCAAACAAGUGGAGGAGGUGGGAUCGAAGAAAUGGAAGAGACUUAUGACGACGUGGUGAGUACCAAAGCUAAGAUACUGAGCUCAAACGUGAGUACUGGUGAUUUAUACGAGGACAUGGUCACUGGGGGAGGUGAGGACGAUCAAGAGGACUACUGUGAUAUGAUAAUGCCAGGGCCAGGCCAGGUCAUUGAAGAGUCAGAUGAGUUGUAUGUUGAUGUGGAUACAGACGAACCCCCACCACGUCCUCCCCUACCCUCUUCAAACACUAGUAUACCCUCUCGUCCACCGCCACCGGCUUCCCCUGUGACACGCCCAACGGCUUCCCCUGUGACACGCCCACCGGCUUCCCCUGUGACACGCCCACCAGCUCCAAAAUCUGUCGUCACAACAACUAAACCCAAAGAUAGCCCUACCCUCAAGACAAAAGCAACUUCGCCUGCAACCACGACUCCUCCUAGCAGUAGAGUGACACGCCCAGCUCCACCGGUAACAAGCAGCAGCAUCAAUCCAAAGAGACCUGGCUCAGGUAAAGUAGCUAACUUGAGUAAAAUGUUUGGAGACUCACCAACAGGAGAGUCAGAAGCACCGAGAAACAAGCGUGGACUGAUGAGUGGGAACCUGAAGUAUAUGGGGCCAGGAAAGACUAGCUACACGACUGACUGGAUAGUAUUGGAAGGAACCACGCUCAUCUUUUACAAAGGACCCAAUGAGAAACUCAGCCAUUACAGGCUAAGCACAAAAGAGGCAGAGCUUCACAUAGAGUCUUCGGACGGUAAGCUAGGCUUUCACGUUAAGAAAGGGUCCGCAAUCCACAAGUUCUCUUGCAGUUCACUAGAGGAAUACGGACAGUGGAUAGGCCCCAUAGCCCACGUCAUUACUAAAGUCCUCCCGCCUCCAGACAGUCUGUAUCAAGCAAAGGAAGACUAUAUAGGAGAAGGAAAGUUCGUGUUUAAAAAAGAUGAAAUCCUUUGGGUGCUUGGCGAAGAGUCUGCUACCUCGUGGAUGGGUAUUGCUGGUGCUUCGAUCAGGGAGUUUCGUGAAUCCUCCGGGCUCUUUCCUUCAAGCAAGGCUGGCCCUUUGUCUCAGGACGAAUCUGUUUAUUAUUAAACUGACAUUUGAUUCCAUAGUCACCAGUAAUAAUAAUAAAAACAAUAUUUGUUUUUGUAUAAUUGUUGUUUGCUUUUGUAGCUCCAAUUAUUUUA
This is a messenger RNA of Amphimedon queenslandica, 3442 nucleotides long. RefSeq lists its product as uncharacterized. Bases 129 to 3347 code for a protein of 1072 amino acids. The record is from RefSeq and is a predicted model, not a curated record. The transcript is spliced from 4 exons. Lineage: Eukaryota; Metazoa; Porifera; Demospongiae; Haplosclerida; Niphatidae.